This is a messenger RNA of Cottoperca gobio, 1520 nucleotides long. It is a transcript of the gene rpusd4, whose product is annotated as RNA pseudouridine synthase D4. The transcript has 6 exons. NCBI's taxonomy places the organism in Eukaryota, Metazoa, Chordata, Actinopteri, Perciformes, Bovichtidae. The coding region runs from base 34 to 1215 and encodes 393 amino acids. Gene Ontology annotation, molecular function: RNA binding; pseudouridine synthase activity. Gene Ontology annotation, biological process: pseudouridine synthesis. The record is from RefSeq and is a predicted model, not a curated record.
CUGUCCUAAACGACUGUGAAGCCACACUCCACAAUGAACAGCUGUAGAAGAAUAGCCUGUAGUGACUGGAAAUCCGGCCUGAACGUCAUCCUUUCUCGGGUCAAACCGCGGACUAAUUGCCGCCAAUGUCUGCAGGCAGCACCGUCCCUGAGCCGGUGCCAGGCCACCUACGCUAGACCCGCUCCAGGCUCCGACACGGGGGAGAAACCCCGGUUAAGGGCGAUCGACCUGGCGCAGGAGGUCCAGCAGGAGAAGACGAAACCACAGGACGGGGCGCAGCCAGCGACAGAGCAUGCACCGCCGUCCGGCCAGCAGAAGAGGCUGGUGGAGCUGAAACGCUUCACUCAGCAGCUGCAAAAUGUUCAUCCCAACGUGCUGGCCAAACAUCUGCACAGAGGCGUGCUGUACAAGGACAAAGAUAUGGUGAUCAUCAACAAACCUUAUGGUGUUCCUGUCAGAGAUGAAUGUGGGGCGACAUCCAUCUCCUCUGUGCUUCCUGUUCUCUCCAAAAUGAUGGAUGGAAUGAAGAUCAAGUCUGAUACGCAGCUGCUCCCAUGCCUGAGGCUGGAGAAGGAGACAACAGGAGUGCUCCUGCUGGUCAGGAGUGCAGAAGUAGAGAAGCACAUACUCAACCUUCGCAAAAAUAACCAAGUGCAGAGAAAGUACUGGGUCGUCACAGUUGGUGUACCCGUUCCAUCUGAAGGCGUGAUCGACAUUCCCAUCAUAGAGAGAGAAGUCCCAGGCCCUCGGCCACACUACAAGAUGGGUCUCAGUCCUCUUUUCAAAAUGAAUGUUGUGGGCGACGGGCUGACCAAAGUCCGCGGUCAUCGGCAAGCUCAACCUGCAAUGACCAAGUACAGAGUCCUGGACAGCAGCAAUGGUUGCAGCCUCGUGGAGCUCCAGCCUUUCACUGAAGUGAAGCACCAGAUGAGGGUUCACAUGGCACUUGCUCUGACAUGCCCCAUUCUUGGUGACCACAAAUAUUCCCACUGGGAAAAACUGGCACCUCAGAAAUUACCGGAACGUAUCCGGACAAGGCUUGGACUGGAACAGAGCAAGAUCCGGUAUCUUCCUCUUCACAUUCUCGCUCGACAGCUGACGCUGCCAGGAACCAAACAAGCCGACGUCAGCGUGACCUGUCCCCUGCCUAAAUACUUCAACCAAAGCUUGAGUCGACUGCGUUUAACACUUCCCGAUGAAAAGGACGAUGAAUAACCACCGCUUUUUCUUUUUUGUUCAAUUCUUAGCAAUCCGAGUGAUGUUUAAAUGUAGUGGGCAUCGGUCGUGAAGGAAGAGUUAAAUUAAAUUAUAUGAAACUGGGUUAUUUGUGAGGUUAUGCAAAAUUAUCAAACGGAAAAUGUAUAUUGCUAUACAACUCAUUUUUUAGUAAUAAACAAAAUGAAGCACAACUGUAUCACAACUAUUUGUGUCAAUGUAGUUAAUCCAAAUGUACAGGUCAUUUCAGGGGAGGCAUCACUGGGCUGCUGUUCGCGUGACAAGUCAUUAAAAAAAAAAAAAAA